Molecule: messenger RNA, 1724 nt
Organism: Rhodofomes roseus
Lineage: Eukaryota; Fungi; Basidiomycota; Agaricomycetes; Polyporales; Fomitopsidaceae
Exons: 4
Coding region: 161-1432 (423 amino acids)
Source: RefSeq, a predicted model, not a curated record
CAUCCGCGACCGUAAAGGUCUCCAUUCGCUUCUCGCCCAGUAUGCCCGCUGCGAACGGGUGAGGCGCCGAUUCCGUAGCACCACGACACUCCGGAUACAUCAGCGCGACGGCAGCUCGGAAUCCUUCUGUGAUCCCGUCCCUCUGGUUCUGGGGACGCGCAUGCCUGCUGUGCGCACCCUCGUCUUCUGCGGAUGCAUACGCCCGUCUAUGCAUCCGACCUUCGCAAAGGGCUUACGCCUCUUCGAAUCUAUCCGUUGCCUCGAGCUCUCAACCUUCAUAUUGGGCAGCCUCGGAGAACUAUAUCGCAUGCUCAUUGGGUGCCCUUUGCUCGAAGCGUUGAUCCUACGCAAUGGGCGAUACAGGUCGCCAUACCCCGCUCAAACGGCCGCUCCCUCACGCACGCCAUCGCAAAAUGUACAUCUUCCAAAGCUCAGGCGGCUCGAGCUGCGCCACCUUGAAACUUCCUUGUUCGUCUCGCUGGUGGACUGGCUCUCGCGUACAGCGUGCUCUAAAGACAUCACGCAUUUGGCGAUCUCCGAGUUUGCUGGCGUCGGUGCCCAGCUGUCGACACGACUUCUGCAAGCAAUAGGUCCUUCGUUGGAGCAGCUUUGUCUAGUGGAUAUACCGAUGCGCCCGUAUCUCCACGCCGACGACGACGCCCCUAAUUUGGGGUUGAACUCUAACAUCAUGCAAGUAGAUGCUGAGAUCAAGGCGGCUGACUGCGAGUCGAUCAAAAGUCUGACUUCCCUCAUGAUGCCGCCAGACUCAGAUGGUGACGCGGACUACCGCAUGCAUUUCAUGCGGUCCUGGUGGCUGAUUAUCAGGACAGUACCAUAUCCCGCGCGACAAAGGAUUCACCUCAACUUCAUCCGAAUGGGAUGGGAUCUCUUCGCCCGGGCACACUCGGAGCCCAUCAAGACAAUAAUGCACGAGGAGGAUAUCGAUCUGGUUCGCCUACGGUUUUGGGACGGUGCACCAGUUGGUGGGCAUAACCCAGGGGCCUCCAGGCGCAUAUGUUGCUUCGAGGUCUACCGGCGCUUCGCGGACGGCAGAGUCGUUCAGUCUCAAUGUGGCAAAGAAAUCCGGGGUGACGAUGCAUACUGGGUAACACGGGUGUUUGAGCUACACAUGGCCUCGCAUCACCUCCCUCAGAUCCGUCAAGAGCCUCAGGGUACUCACUUUGUGUCUGUUACCAACUGCAGGUGGUUGUACCCCGACGGCAUGAUCUGCGACCAGAUGAUCAAGGUUCACUCCGAUGCCAGGCGGCCAUGCUAUGCCCUCGCACAACAUGUUGGCAAGAAGACCGACCACUUUGCGUUGCACCUAGCUCGCUGCCAGCGAGAAGACUGCGGCUGCAACAAGGAUUUCCCUAGCUACGACGCAUUGGCGAGGCACCACAGGAGACUCGACGAACGUCUUAACUCCUCCUGAAAACGAUGAGGAGCGGCGCAGCGCCCGAAACGUUAUGCCCGCCGCGCCGGACGCGACAGCCUGAGCUCCUCCCCGCAUCGUCUUCCCACACGUUCUGAUUUGCUCGUUAUUAUCAGCUUUCUUCUGCUACUAAGGUCCCAGAGGCCAGUGUGCCACUAUCGUACGAGAAAGCCUUGCAAGAGCUGUUGAAUGCGAUUCUGCGUGCGUUCAAUCGCUCGUCCCAGUCAGGGGCUCAACUUGGUAUACAAGAGGUUUACUAGAGCCAUUCUCGAAUACUGUGCCCUAGCAUCUG